This is a messenger RNA of Chironomus riparius, 1776 nucleotides long. NCBI's taxonomy places the organism in Eukaryota, Metazoa, Arthropoda, Insecta, Diptera, Chironomidae. The record is from the annotation of a GenBank genome assembly.
AUGUGGUCACCGACAGUUAAUGACAUUGCUGGAUGUUUUGGACAAGACACUGCUAUAGUUGUAAGUGAUUUUAACAGCAUUGUCACUGAGAAGACUUUAAGGAAGGCUACUAUGGUGAUUUUGACAUUUGAUAAGUUUGAGAAGAAGUUUUUUGACAAAUUGGUUCAGCAACACUACUUAUCUACAGUUUGGCACCACAUGGCUAAUAUUAUCAUUGUAAUGCCCAAUGACAUCACCGUUGUGAAUCGUUUUCAGUAUCUUGAACGAUUUAUAAAGCUAGGUUUUAUCAAUGUCGUUACUGUUCAUGAAACAGCUGCACAUGACAUUCGGUUCGAAACUUACUUAAAUCUUGGUGGUGAGCCAUCAAUGGAAUUGAAUGAUUUUGACAGUUCUUUGAUAUUUCCUGAUAAGCUUCGAGACAUGGCUGGAUAUGGCUACAAAAUUGUAGUCUUUAGUCAAAUACCAAAAGUUAUUAUUCGUGGAGGAUAUCCAAAAACACCACUUGUGUAUUUUAUGACGAUGAUUCAAAAGAUCCAAAAUGCAACAAUUUGGUACGAGGCUAUAAGAGAUGAGAGAGAAUUAUCUAACUACUGGGCAGCACGCGAGAUGGACUUAACUUUAAAUACUGGAAUUCAGAUUAAUUCGAAUGAACCAAAGUUGAUGAUUUAUGAAGAGAGUGGAUACUGUGCCUUGAUACCAAAACCAACAGAAAUUUCACUUGGUCAAGUUAUUUUCGUUAAACCAUUUGAUGGACUAACUUGGUUGUUCCUGUUUCUUACUAUGGCUUGUUCUGUUACUGUCUGGUGGAUGUUUUAUGAUCGUGGAGCUGUUGAUUCACCUUGGCUACUUGCGUACGGCAUGUUUGUUAUGUUCAUCGGACAAGGCGUCGAUUUUAGUCGCAACAAUCGCUUGGUGCUCACUAUUCUCCUUGAGUUGAUUAUUGUGAUGGUUUGGAUACUCUGUAAUGCAUACGAGGGCGUCAUCACAUCCUUUAUGAUUGAACCCAUCCGUGUACAUCGACUUGAGACAUUUGAUGACUUGGUUGCAUCGAAUCAUGCGAUUAUAACUGAUGAAGUAUUUGCUAAAGCUGUAAAAGAUUCAGGAAUCUACAUGUCAAUGAUGCCAAGACUUAAUUCAUCAGGAAGUCAUCUUAAACAUGAACUUGCAAUUGAACUUGAAAGACAGCACUACACAGUCAUUAUAAGUUGCGAAAUAGCUGAAGUCUUGAUCGAUGCUUAUUUGUCAAAAUCUAAAAGAGUCUCGAACUUUUAUUACAUGCUGCCUCAAAUGAUUUUUCCACAUCUCGAAGAACUUGAAGCCAGCUAUUUAAAUCCAUUCAUUGAGAGGUUCCAGUACUAUAUGGAUUUGUCAUUUCAAGCUGGUUUGAUGCACAUUUGGAAGGUUAUGUCACCUGAAAAUAGAUUUUUGAAAUCAAAUCUUGAAUUGGUAGAGGAAACAUCCUACCUUGAAAUAAAAGACUUAGCACUAGUUUUUCGAAUCCUUAUAGUUGGAUAUGUUGUAUCUACAGUUUUGUUUCUGUUAGAGAUCUUCUUUCAUGACCUUUUAGUGAGACUGACACUGUCUUUUGUUGCAAAACAGUUCAAAAACCGAGUACAUCAGAUAUCAUAUGCAAAGAGGAAGCAGCAAAAGCAUCCAAAAUAUCAAAAAGGUGCACUUUACUACAUCAUUCAUAGACACAAGAGAGUCAAGAGAUUGAGGGCAAGAAAGUUGAAAGUUCGAAGGAUUUAUGUCCAGCCUAAGUUUCCUAUGGAUUAA